Camelina sativa (false flax) is the source of this 3529-nucleotide messenger RNA. RefSeq lists its product as uncharacterized. The record is from RefSeq and is a predicted model, not a curated record. Gene Ontology annotation, molecular function: cysteine-type peptidase activity. Gene Ontology annotation, biological process: proteolysis. NCBI's taxonomy places the organism in Eukaryota, Viridiplantae, Streptophyta, Magnoliopsida, Brassicales, Brassicaceae.
AAGAGCAUACAGCAAAAAUGAAGCGGUUGUGGGAUGUUGAGAGGAGUCUACUGCAAGACGAGAUUUAUGACCGAGUUAUCAGAUCUUUGAAGUCCAAGGGUGUUUGCCCGAAUUCACCACCCAUGUCCCAUCCAGAUACUGCACAAAAGUUCAACCAAUCUUCAUGGGAAAACUACGGCCUUAACAUCGCAAAUGUAGUUAACAGUAUAAACAAGUCCUUCAAAGAUGGAUGUAUGGACAAUGUCCACCCUAAAGAUAAUGCUGAUACUGCCGACUCUUCUUCGGAUGAGGUACAAUUAACUCUCACACUUUGUAAUUACUAGAGAUCUAUAAUUACUACCUAACUCUCACACUUUGCUCAACUCAGCAUGACAACGAAGAUUGUCGAAGCAGAUCUUCUGGUCGGGAAGAAGGCGACGUGGUAAGAAAGAAGUCAUCCUGAUAGACAAUAAAUAUUGGUGGACAAAGUUUAUAUUACUUCUCUUAACUUUGUUGGACAGGGAUUGGGCUCAGCAAGUGAAGAAGAUGUAGAGAGGAUGGUAAUAUGCACCCAACCCGAUACUGCAACAAACCCUCCACAUAAGCUCAGUCAAUCCGGUAAUAAAAUGGACCAGAAUUGAAUAGGUAUUUUCGUUGUCCAUCAACAGUUCUGUAGAUGUCGAUCUUGUGUCUCAGUCUGGUAGUCCAUCAAAUAGACCCGGUAGACUAGUAGCUAUUUCGAUUGUCCAUCAACUGUUAAUCUUGUCGAUCUGGUAUUACAGGCUGGUAGUCCAUCAGAGUCCAAAAUGGAGAGCAUGAGUAAUCGAGACCAAUCAGGGGAUGAGGCAACAGAGGCUACACAAAUAACUUCGGUUAAUAAGGCUGGUAGUCCUUCAGAAUCCCAAAAGGAGAUCAUGAGUGAUCGAGACCAAUCAGGGGAUGAAGCCACUACUGUAUCACCACCUGUGAAGGAGAAUGAUGCUGACGAUGUCGUAGGGGAGGCAGGGGUCCCUGAUGAAGGUCAUCUAGAAGGUGAUUCAGAAUUUUCUGACACCGUUGUAGUAGAGGAUCCCAAUUGGAAACCAUGAGUGACAAUUCUGGUGAUGCGGGUACCAAUGUAUCACUUAAGGAGCAUGUGAAUGAUGAUGAAGUCGUUGUAGGAGAGGCAUCGGUUCUGUCUGCAGGUGAAACUGAAGGUGGACCACGGAUGGAGGUCCCCGACAAAGCUAAUAGGAAGCGGCGUAAUCCCACCGCCGAUAAAUGUCAAACUCCACUUCCAAGGAAAAGAACGAGGACAGCCCCUAGGCGCUAUGGUCAGUGUUCGACUUCUCACUCUAAGCAACCAGCUUCAGAGAGCUCCGAAGACGAUAGUUUCAUGCCUCUGAAAGCUGUAAGCCGUUCACUGGAGAGAAGGUUUAUCGCACAGCUAAAAGCGUACCGUAAAAAGGAGUACAUUAUUGAUGGCAUCCCUGUGAAGAAGACUUUCUUUAGCGAGAUUUACACGCCACAACACUGGGUGGAUACUCCGCACAUGGAAGCGAUGUUAAGCCUUCUGUGGAGGCGUUAUGGGGAUACGUUGCGCCAAAACAGGAUAGUUAUCCUUGACACCUGGUUCUCUCACAUGCUAACCACCGAGUUACAGCGUUAUCAGGCAUCGAAGAAGAAAACAACUUUUUCCUGGAACAACAUUAUUAAGAACUACGUCAGAGGUAAUGUCUACAACCGUAACUCUAACCUUGCAUGGUACACCGACGUAGAUACUGUUUAUUUACCUAUGAAUUGGGGAAAACGGCACUGGGUUGCACUUGUUAUUCGCUUGAGGACGGCUCACGUCUUGAUCCUUGAUCCGUAAAUUGUCCACAACUCCCCCAAGAAGGUUCCCCGUCUUAUGAGACCUGUAAUGGACCUCCUGCCACUGAUCAUUAAGAAGUUCGUAGAUCCUGCAUCAGUUGACUGCCCUCUGCCUAACGUGUUUAGCUUUCAAAGACUGGAGAAUGUUUACCAUAAUGACAGGACCGGCGACUGUGGUCCUCUGGCGGUUAAGUUUAUCGAGCUCCAUCCGCAAAAAGUAAUACCUGAUGGACUAACAGAGGACUUGGUGGACAAACUCCGUAUGUCCUACGCUGUUGAUGUUUACCAAGAAUUUGUUGUCUCACUAAAUAAUUGAACUUCUUAUGUUUUCCCUAGAAUUUGUCUCAAACGGUUAUGUACUUCCUUAGAACUUCUUAUGUUUCCCUAGAACUUCUUAUGUUUUUUGGUCCCUACUACAUUUUGUUAUUUAAACAACGGUUAGAAGAGUGGACUGUAUUUCAAUCUAAUUAGACAAUUGUCUGCCCUUGCUUUAUCUACACAAGUGGUUUAAAAGUCUACAGACCUUAAAACACUCCUACCUUGUCAGUUAUACCACAUUUUCUACAGUGGGAGCCAAUCAAUCAUGUCUCUGUACCGUGAUGGCAGAGCAAACACUGUCAACAGCUCUUAAGUCAAAGGAUAAAAACUACAGUGGGCCACCAAUACCGCCUAUUAGGUCAUUAUACACCUAAAGACUAAUAGGAUCUCUUACCCAUAUAUUCCACCACAUCUGCCUUCUUUAUUAUUAUCCACAUAAUGGGCCUUUAUUAUUAUCCACAUAAUGGGCCAGUAUAGCUACUCUUAACCAUCUUCUUCAUCCGCAUACACUCCCAAUGAGCCUGCCUACGGCACGCCUCUUCCUUCCGAUGCUUCUGCUUCUUCCGCAUCUUCUAUUUUUUCUCGUCGUUAUGGAGACCCAACAUACGGCCUCCCUCGGAAGUGCAUUUGUGGUAGUCAUCUCAAAAUUGGUACCAGAUCCGAAGAGUCUGACAUUGGGCGUAUCUACUACGAGUGUAAGAGAAGUGGAGUAAGUCCCUUUCUUUUGUAUCAUGUUCCCAUUUUCGUCUACACAUGUUUCAUUGUAACAUCUCUUAUUGUAUCAUGCCUUUACAAUACUUUGCUACCCUAACAAACAUCAUCCUUUAUUUCUAAUAGACUGGAGGGCAUCACUUCAGCAAGAUGUGGGAUAAAGCCAUUAUGGAGGAGAUACACGACAUCAAUGCCAGGUUUUCAGAAAAUGAUGACCGGAUGAUCCGUUACCUCACCUAUACCAAAGAAGGGGAACAAUGUGACCCUCGUACUGUGCUUAAGAGUGUUCACGCCCACGAUGAACAAAUCAAUAGCCUUCAUGAGAUGGUCACAGAGCUAGGCACUGGCUAUACUGAUUUCCGGGCAUUUGUUGAGGGAUUCCAACCCCCUCAACCACCCCCCAAAAACCAAAAGUUGGAGCUUGCUGUUAUUUUGUCUACUGUACUCGUCCUUGUUGCUUUUCUCCUGGCAAUCGGCAUGUCCAUCAACAACUACAGAGGGUGAUUUAUUUAUGACAUUUAUGUAUUCUGCUGGAGUUUCCUCCCUGGUUGUACUAGAUGUUUCAUGUUGUCUAUCUCCUUUUGCUUUUUAGUAGACUUUUCAUGUUGUCUAUCUCCUUUUGCUUUGUAGUAAACUUUUUAUGUUGUCUAUCUCCUUUUGAUUAGGCACC